Bombus terrestris (buff-tailed bumblebee) is the source of this 2264-nucleotide messenger RNA. Its product is annotated as facilitated trehalose transporter Tret1. Bases 193 to 1632 code for a protein of 479 amino acids. NCBI's taxonomy places the organism in Eukaryota, Metazoa, Arthropoda, Insecta, Hymenoptera, Apidae. Gene Ontology annotation, biological process: transmembrane transport. The record is from RefSeq and is a predicted model, not a curated record. The transcript has 5 exons. Gene Ontology annotation, cellular component: membrane. Gene Ontology annotation, molecular function: transmembrane transporter activity.
CCAGAAUUACACCAAUGUUUUAAUAGUGACCAAUCUCUGCAGCCCUUAACAAGUUAUAUAUUGUUUUAUUUACGAUAUUUUGUAACAGGUUCUGCUUUUUCGGUUGCGAAUAAGAACGUGAAUUGGCACGAAGAUUCACUACUUAUUACGAAUAUCUUAAGGAUAAGAAAAACAAAGUCAGAAGCAACGAGCAUGACGGAUAUAGAAGUCGAUUUAGAAAAAGUAGACGGUGGUGCCAACGAGAAAGUCAAACCCGUCAAGAGUAGAAUUUAUUUACAAUUAAUAUCAAGCAUUGUAGUCAACCUAACACUACUGGCUUCUGGAGUAUGUUUCUCUUGGUCAGCAAUUGCUGUAGAACAAUAUGAAGACCUAGAAAAUGUCGACAAUGCAGGCUGGGUAGUUGUUGCGUUGAAUAUUGGUGCCGUCUUCGGACCUAUUCUAUCUGGAUUACUGCUAAAUCGCAUCGGCAGGAAAUGGCUCAUCUAUGCAACGAGCGUGCCAUUUAUCGCCUGUUGGGUACUCACGUAUUUUGAAAAAUCCUGGACGUAUCUUUUCGUGGCAAGAUUCUGCGCUGGUAUAUCGGUCGGUGUCUUAUACGCCGCAGUCCCACUGUAUAUCGGAGAACUGGUAGAGACAAAAAUUAGAGGAGUGUGCAGCUCGAUGAUGCCUGUGAUGCUUCAUUUGGGAUAUAUUUUCGUAUACGGAGUUGGUCCUCGAGUGGAUAAAAGGACGUUCGCAUUGAUGAAUAUAGCACCAAUAGCUAUAUUUAUGUUAACUGCUAUAUGGAUACCGGAAUCGCCCUAUUAUUACUUAAUGAAAAAGAAGGAAAAAUGUGCCGCGUUAACCAUGUCAUGGCUAAGACGUAAGAAUGACAAUAAUGACGAGAUAGAGGAGAUGAAGAAAUCGGUAGAAGCGGAAAGACAUGGUAGCUACAAGGAAUUAUUCGUGGUGAAGGCACACAGAAAAGCGCUUUUCCUCGUGUUGUUGUUACUUGCGGGUCAACAAUUUUCCGGAUAUAUGGGCGUUUUAUCCUAUGCCAGCACUUUGGUUCAAAGUUUCCAUACAAAUUUCGAUGAUAAUUUCAUUCUUCUGAUAAUAAGUGCGAUAUCUAUGAUUACAUCCUUAGCGUCUUCGUGUGUGGUCGACAAACUCGGUAGGAAACCUGUUUUCCUAAUAUCGUCGUACGGUAGUUCGCUAUGUCUUAUCGUCAUUGGAGUGUAUUUCUUGCUUGAGAAAAUAGAUAUGGACGUUCAUAGCUUCUCUUUGGUACCAUUGAUAGCGCUCAUAGUUUACAUUGUUAGCGUCGCAUUUGGUCUAGCCUCGAUUCCAGCGAUCAUCACCUCGGAGAUUUUUUCAAUAGACAUGAAAAAUUGGGCAACCAUGCUCAUUAAUAUUUACGGAUCCGUACUCGGCAUAAUUGUAGGCAAAUGUUACCAACUCGUAUCAGAUCAUGUUGGAAAUCACGUAAUAUUUCUCGCCUUUGCUAGUAUCGAACUUAUAAUUGCUAUCACUGCGUCCGUCAUCAUGCCGGAAACGUCACGAAAGACUUUCGCACAGAUUCAGCAAAUUUUAAAUAAAAGCACAGCUAAACAAUCGAAUAAGACGGAAGGUGGAGAAGAGGAAACGAAAUAAAAAACCUAUGCAUUCUAUUUAUUUAAACUUCUUCUGUGAUUUUCAUUGCAUCAUUGGAACCCUAUUUCAAACUGUUCAAUUACCACGGGAAAGUGUGAGCGUCUCAUAUACGUUCAUGCAUGCAAAUUCUUCAAACCUCUGGAAAUGUUAAUACGAAAUAAAUGAGUAGAAUAUUAAGAAAAAAAGAAUAAAAAACAUUUUAUUAUUAUAUGACAAUACUAAAUUUCAAACACCGAAAUGAGUAAGAUAGUGUCGCAUUCGUUUACGUUCUCUUGCCGUCUGGCUCACGAUCUUUGCAUUUGUACCUAUAACGUAAGAAUUUUAUCUCGUGAUUAUAUCAGUUGAUAAAGAAAUAAAAGGGAAAAUAUGAAAAUCAAAUAUGAAAAUCAGAUAUAAAAAUAAAAUAUAAGAAUAUACGUAUGUAUAUAUAAUAUAUAUUUACUUUCCUGCAAUUCCGCAGAAAAUUGUUUUGGGUUCUGCGUAGUUGUCCCAUUUAAAUUUAUCGGAUCGUUAUUGCCAUCACGGUCGCUUUCCACCUUAAGGAAGAAGAUAUUACUAAUACUGUGUCUAUUUUUAACAUUAAUGUGUUAUACAUGCAAAAUAAUAAACUGUCAUUUCUAUAAUAGAAGCAA